AUGAACGGGAAUACAGAGCUCGAUCUGCAUGUUUCUUGGCAGAAAAUCAACAAGUGGCGGAAGGAAGUUUUCCCAGGCCUCUCAAAAAACGACUCUCCUCCUAGCAUUCAAAGCGAAGAGGCCGUUCACAACACCAACUGGACCUCCGCUCGCGACUACGCCCAGCAGCGGACGAGCCAUCAUCGCCAUUCCAACGCUCCCCCUGAUCUCCAAGAAAGAUCUAAAAGACAAAAACGAAGCAGAGACGAGGCGCACCUUUCGAGCGACCUUUCGGAUCACGCACGUCGCCCUGGGCGUGAGGGACGACCACCCCGCGAUUUUGAUCCUUCCCAUCGCAAUGAGCGGUAUCAAGAGAGGCGUGGAUAUACCGGCGAGACGGGAGGACAUCGCCCAUCGAAGGAGAAGCGCAGGCGCAAAGAGGCUUCCUCUCCUGUUUCGGAUGACGGUUCCAACAGCGAGACAUCCCCCAGAAGGACAUCCCCCAGAAGGACACCCUGCUUCGAGAAGGCAGUCAGACACAAAACUCGCGAUGAUCGAUACGACACUCAUCGUGAAGCCGACAAAAAGCGCCGCCACCCAGCAAAGCAGAAGGGGGAUAGCCCAAGCAAGGGAAAGCAUUCCCACAAGCAUAUGCCACGGGUCGAGCUCCCGGUCGGCAUCAUGGCCAAAUUCAAAUCGGAUAAUAUCCUGGGCAGCAGCAUAACCUUGAAACGCCCAGGCCCAGGCAUGUUUGGAACCUACAAGUCUUCCAGACGCCCUGUCGCCGACCUCGACUUCCACGAGAUGAAUUUCCUCAAGAGAAACGCCGAGGGUGCCCAAAACAACCCGCUAUCUGCAUCAAGAGCUCGAGAAAGGAGGCGAGAGGACCGCAUCGGCGAGGAGGUUUCAGCGUUCUUCAGGGAAGCGCAUCCACCCAAUAACCAUCAUAUAGACAAGACCCAGAAGGCCCCGCAGUCAGGCCAGCAGUGCCAGUCUGAUAGACCCUCCCAGAGCGACACCAGUUCUUUCCGCGGCCGCUACCACGGUGGCGGUGUCAGGGCAAUGGGGCUGGCUGCGAAUGAGAGGGACAGCUCGCCGUCCCGAGAGUCGCCAUACCCGGACCAAUCCGAUAUGCUACGGAGGCUCAAGCUUUUGGAGCAGAUGAAUGAGAAGGCGCCCAAGUCGCUGACGCCCUCAAGUAUUUCGAAACGGCAUCUCGGGCAGCCUCCGGCUGGGAUAGGCGCGCUUAGCAUGCCAGGCCCUCGAAAUACUUCCAGUCCUGAUAUGUAUCGCAGUUAUCGGGACGUCGCGUGUGGCAUGACGCACCAAGGGCCCCCAACAGUAACAAACAACUCAGAGGGUUCCACGGCGAACCCACCCCCUUGCUCACAGCCCGUGGGGUACAGAGACCAAGGUGUUAUGGUAGAUCAGAGCUUGGAGGCGAAGGGCCCGCCGCCAUUGCAGAGCAGCGUCCCGGCGAGAGCAGCAGGCAACGAUCCGGAUGGGGAAGCAUCCCUUCGGGGGCUCCUCGGAGAAACGGCUUGCCCAUCGAUGCCUGUCGAAGGGCAACAAUACCAAGAGCCGCCUACACGUCCGGUGUCACCAAAGUGGUAUUUCGAGUUUGGGAAGAAUCCACAAAAGCGCGCAAACGGCUUGGAAUUCCCGCUUCCUGAUGGUGCGAGCCAGUACAGGGAUCACGAUGAAGUCUUUCCUCAAGCAGAACACUUCAGAUACCCGCCUCCAGCGCCGCGAACCAGCGAUCAGCAUGUAUACCAAAGACCCCCAGGUCAAGCACAUCAGCACGAACCCCGCCAUCUCGCCACUGAGCCUGAUAGCCGAGAACCUCGACAGCUUUUCUCCGGAGCGAGCACACGCUACUAUGAGAGCCAUACAAAGGGGUUUGACCAGCCCGAGAGCACUGCGAUGCCCUCGCCUUUGCUAGGUAAUUUCAGAGUCGGUAAUCCAGGGGAGCUACCGCGGUUAGACGAGCAGCCAUCAUCGUGGGCGUUCCUACCAAGAGCGUCAAGCACCACACACAGGGUUGGUAAAUAUCAGGCGAUGGCGCAAUUCAUCUCGGAUCACGAGAAUGAGGUAUACAGUAAGGGUGCGUCUGAGUAUGGCCUUGAUCCGGCGGCCCGGGAUGGCCUUAUGGAAGCGAACAAGUAUGAUUCUCUCGAGUUUGAAGUUUCAGAGCAAGAAAAGGCACGGCGGUUGGCUUCAGUUCCAUACCAGGGAGGGAGAGAUGCACCCCAAUUCAUGGAGACGGAACUGCCCAUGGCGGAUUUCUGGAGGACAAACCCGUUUCUAAAAUAA
Molecule: messenger RNA, 2292 nt
Organism: Gaeumannomyces tritici R3-111a-1
Lineage: Eukaryota; Fungi; Ascomycota; Sordariomycetes; Magnaporthales; Magnaporthaceae
Exons: 3
Coding region: 1-2292 (763 amino acids)
Source: RefSeq, a predicted model, not a curated record